AUGGCUUUCUCUCUGCGCUGUGUGACUGCGAGGGCGGCAAGCUCGCGCUUGUCCCUCUCUCCGUCUUUCCUGCCCUCCUCUUCAGCCGUCGCUGCCUCCUCCGUUUCUUGCGUGUCGCAGCAUGCCACAUCUCGCAGAGACUUCACGAAGAUCUCUGGUCCGCGCGCGAUUUCUCCCGUCUCUCCCUCUGCUCGCUUCUUGUCCUCUGCGUCGUCUGCCGGCGUUGCGACGGGCGGAGCGUUCAACCUGGAGGGCAAGAUCCACGUGAAGAACCCAGUCGUGGAGAUGGACGGCGACGAAAUGACUCGCAUUCUCUGGGCCUGGAUCAAAGACAAGCUCCUCUUCCCUUACCUCGAAAUUCCGCUUGAGUACUACGACCUCAGCGUCACGAAUCGCGACCGGACCGAAGACACAGUCACUCUCGAGGCCGCCGAAGCCAUCAAAAAAUGCAACGUCGGCAUCAAAUGUGCCACCAUCACGCCCGACGAGGGCCGUGUCAAGGAAUUCAACUUGAAGAAGAUGUGGAAAAGCCCGAACGGGACUAUCAGAAACAUUCUGGAUGGCACAGUCUUCCGCGCUCCGAUCUUGAUCAGCAACGUGCCGCGCCUCGUGCCUGGCUGGAAGAAGCCCAUCGUCAUCGGCCGUCACGCUUACGGCGACCAGUACAAGGCUGAGUCGCUCGUCUGCGACAGCCCCGGAGACUUCACUAUCUCCUUCACGCCGUCGGCGGGCGGCGAGCGCGUCGAGAAGAAAGUCUUCUCUUUCAAGGGCCCCGGUGUCAUGCUUGGCAUGUAUAACACCGAGGACAGCAUCCGCGGAUUCGCGCUCAGCUCCUUCAAGUUCGCACUGCAGCAGAACAUGCCUCUGUAUUUAAGCACGAAGAACACGAUUCUGAAGCAGUACGACGGCAUGUUCAAGGACAUUUUCCAGUCCUACUACGAAGAGCAGUUCCGGCCUCUUUUUGAGAAGCAAGGCAUCUGGUAUGAGCACAGACUCAUCGACGACAUGGUCGCGCAGGCUCUCAAGUCCGAGGGCGGCUUCGUUUGGGCCUGCAAGAACUACGACGGCGACGUCCAGUCUGACAUCGUCGCGCAGGGCUACGGCUCGCUCGGCUUGAUGACCUCCAUUCUGGUCUGUCCCGACGGGCAGACAGUCGUCAGCGAGGCUGCCCACGGCACCGUGACGCGCCACUUCCGCCAGCACCAGAAGGGUCAUAAAACGUCCACGAAUCCAAUCGCCUCGAUCUUCGCCUGGACUCGGGGCCUUGCACACAGAGCGAAGCUCGACGGCAACGACCGCCUGGAGCAGUUCUGCAUUGCUCUGGAGAAGGCCUGCGUCCAGACCGUCGAGAGCGGCGCGAUGCCGAAGGAUCUCGCGAUCUGCGUCAAAGGCGCCGACAACGUCACGGCCAAUGACUACCUGACCACUGAGGAGUUCAUGGACGCGAUCUCCAGCACCCUCAAGAUGAACUUGAUCACGCACCAAACGCCGCAGACGCACCACGUUGUAGGGGGCAAGCUGUCGAACUCAAACUGGGAGCAUUACGCAGCCUCUGAGCACAAUUCCUCUGUCGAUGACCACGAUGACAACCAGCGCCGAUAA
Messenger RNA from Besnoitia besnoiti, 1602 nucleotides. RefSeq names its product isocitrate dehydrogenase. The coding region runs from base 1 to 1602 and encodes 533 amino acids. The record is from RefSeq and is a predicted model, not a curated record. Gene Ontology annotation, cellular component: mitochondrion. Lineage: Eukaryota; Apicomplexa; Conoidasida; Eucoccidiorida; Sarcocystidae. The transcript is spliced from 7 exons. Gene Ontology annotation, molecular function: magnesium ion binding; isocitrate dehydrogenase (NADP+) activity; NAD binding. Gene Ontology annotation, biological process: isocitrate metabolic process.